This is a messenger RNA of Juglans regia (Persian walnut), 1721 nucleotides long. RefSeq names its product cytochrome P450 72A15-like. Bases 3 to 1580 code for a protein of 525 amino acids. Gene Ontology annotation, molecular function: monooxygenase activity; heme binding; iron ion binding. The transcript is spliced from 5 exons. NCBI's taxonomy places the organism in Eukaryota, Viridiplantae, Streptophyta, Magnoliopsida, Fagales, Juglandaceae. The record is from RefSeq and is a predicted model, not a curated record.
AUAUGUCAAGAAUGAAUGACUCUGUGCUCUAUUCUCUAGCUUUCUCUUCAGUACUGCUUCUACUCCUCUACGGUAUUGUGAGGAUUUCCUACUCAAUUUGGUGGAAACCCAAAUCGCUAGAGAGGUGCAUAAAACGCCAAGGAAUUAGAGGCACUUCUUACAAGCCUCUGAUUGGGGACAUGAAAGAGUUUGUGAAGGCAAUAACAGAAGCAUGGUCUAAACCCAUUCCUCUAAAUCAUCAGAUUGUUCCUCGUGUGGACCCGUUCACCCUAGAGACUGUCCAAAAAUACGGGAAGAUAUCGAUGUUUUGGGCUGGGACAAGACCAAGGCUGAUUAUCAUGGAUCCGAAGAUGAUUAAAGAAGUUCUGUCUAACAGGCUAGGGCACUUCCAAAAGCCUCCACUAGGCCCUCUUAUUCUCAUUCUGACCAAGGGACUCACAACUCUAGAGGGUGAGCAAUGGGCAAAACGCAGAAGUAUAGUCAAUCCUGCUUUCCACUUGGAGAAACUGAAGGGGAUGGCACCGGCAUUCACAUCCAGUUGCAGUGAGAUGAUUGAACGAUGGCAGAAGAUGGUUAGUCCUCGAGGAGCUUGCGAAGUUGACGUUUGGCCUGAUCUUAAAAAACUUACUGCAGAUGUUAUAUCUAGAGCAGCAUUUGGAAGCAACUAUGAAGAAGGAAAACGUAUCUUUGAACUUCAAAAUGAGCUGAUCGUACUAACUCUUGAAGCCAUGCUAAGCUUAAAUAUUCCUGGUUUUAGAUUUGUACCAACUAAGAAGAACAGGAGAAGAAGGGAGCUGGACAGAGAGAUCAAAUCAAUGCUAAGGAAUGUAAUUCAAAGGAAAGUGAAUGCCACGAGGACUGGAGAAUCCAGGGUUGAUGACUUGCUAGGCCUGCUCUUGCAAUCUAAUAACCAGAACAAUAUACCAGAAAGUGCGACUGCUACAAAUGAUAGUGGCUUGUCGAUUGAGGAAGUGAUAGAGGAAUGCAAGCAGUUCUACCUCGCUGGCCAAGAAACGACUUCAAGCUGGUUGACAUGGACAAUGAUAGUCUUAGCUAUGCACCCAGACUGGCAAGAGAAGGCAAGGGAAGAAGUCCUACUAGUCUGUGCAAAAAAUGAACCCAAUUCUGAAGCUAUAACCCACCUCAAGAUAGUCACCAUGAUACUUUAUGAAGUCCAGAGGCUAUAUUCACCUGUGAUUGCUCAAUAUCAACACACUUACAAGGAUGCCAAGAUAGGAGAUAUAUUCCUCCCAGCUGGAGUUGAUCUUGUACUACCUACAUUACUCAUCCAUCAUGAUCCUGGACUUUGGGGUGAUGAUGUAGAGGAAUUCAAACCAGAGAGAUUCUCUGAAGGUGUUUCAAAGGCAUCGAAGGAUCAGUUAGCAUUCUUUCCAUUUGGGUGGGGCCCAAGGACCUGUAUUGGCCAAAAUUUUGCCAUCAUAGAAGCUAAGAUUGCUUUGGUCAUGAUUCUUCAAAAUUUCUCAUUCGAGCUCUCGCCUACCUACACUCACGCCCCCAAGACCGUUAUGACCCUUCAACCACAGCAUGGAGCUCAAAUCAUAUUACACCCACUUCAGUAGUAAGCUAAGCAGAACAUAAGAGAAUUCCAAAUAAAAAAACUAAUCUCGUUCUGCAUCAUAAAUAAUACCUAGUUGUCUGUUAUGCUUCUAUAUUAUGUCUGUAAUGUUUCUAGAAUCUUCCACUAUAAAGAUCUGGAUAAA